AUGUCCAACUCAGAUCCUUGCCCUUUCUGCGGCUUCAAGCCGGGCCAAGGCGAAUAUGAACUCAUUCUACACAUAGAGCAGCAACACCCAGACGCUGACGGCUCACCACCCACCACCUCCGGAGAUACUAUCUCGUGUCCCGAAGGUUGCGGUGAGAUCCUUCGGCUGGACGAGCUAGCUUAUCAUCUCGAGCUUCACGAGCUCGAGGCGCAGGACGCCACGCCCGAGCCAGGGCCAGAGCCAGAGCCGGAGCCGGAACAUACUCCCGCUGUGGCUCGGAAGCCGGAGCCGUCGUCCAGAGAGAGAGACCGGAAGCACAAGAAAGUCAGCCCUAUCCAGGCCUGGAAGGACCUCUUCGCCGGGCGUAGCUCUCAUGGGAGGGAGAGUAACGGUAGCGGUAGCAGUAGGACACGGCACAAGACCAAGAGAGAGGAUGCUGGUAUCACCAAGACUACCAGCAGAAGCUCUUCAAGUCGCGAUAAAAAUAGCGAUCGAGCUAAAUCCACCGUUCGUCUGGGGAAGUCCGAUCUUGGCAGGUUUGCGCAUGAGAGAAAGAUGCCCCCUUGGCUCGUAGACCUUCUUAAGGAUGAAGGUCAGGUUGUCAAUGAUGGUGUUCUGCCUGUUCUAAGUCAGCUUCUUGAGCAAAGUCCCUCAACACAGUAUGCCUACCUGUGUCACCCUGCAGUACAACAUGUUUCCAAAUUGAGACGAGAAGGCGGUUUUUGUGGCUAUCGAAACAUCCAGAUGCUCACUUCAAACAUCAUCGCUGCUUCGAGAGAAGGUUCAAAUCACUUUGGGCGCACGUUUCCUUCCAUCUUUCAGAUCCAAGAUCUCAUCGAGAAUGCUUGGGACAUGGGCAUCAAUGCCCAAGGAAGAGCAGAGACUGGAGGCAUCAAGGGGACAAGAAAAUACAUUGGUACGCCAGAGGCACAGGCUGUGUUUCUCAGCUUGGAGAUACCUUGCUCCGUUCAAGCAUUUAAGGAUCAGGAACGCGGCAGGUCGAAACAGCGUCUCUUUGAAGCUAUCGAAGGAUACUUUCGAGGAGGUAUCACAAGCGUCGAAGACCGAAUUCAUCAUACGGAAUUGCCACCAAUCUACCUACAACACCCAGGCCACUCUUUGACAAUCGUCGGCUUCGAGAGGCAAAUGGACGGGCAGGCGAAUCUAUUGGUAUUCGAUCCCAGUUUUCGGGAUUCUACAAAGGUCCGAAACCUCAUCGGCAGGACAGUUCGUCAGAAGCCCUCUUCGAUCGACAGUUUCUUGCAGCCAUAUCGUCGUGGCUCCCACUACUUUCGCAAGUAUAACCAGUAUGAAGUGCUCUAG
Messenger RNA from Fusarium fujikuroi IMI 58289, 1323 nucleotides. RefSeq lists its product as uncharacterized. Bases 1 to 1323 code for a protein of 440 amino acids. The record is from RefSeq and is a predicted model, not a curated record. The transcript is spliced from 8 exons. Lineage: Eukaryota; Fungi; Ascomycota; Sordariomycetes; Hypocreales; Nectriaceae.